AUGUUAAUCAAUUCUCAACUAAAGGUGGUCGACCCAGAUACCAGCAGAAUAUUGGGAACCAAUCAAGUGGGUGAACUAUUGUGGAAAACUAAGACCACGAUGAACUGUUACUAUAACGAUCCGGAUGCUACAGCCGCAACCAUCGAUGAGGAAGGUUGGAUGCACUCGGGAGAUUUUGGUUACUACAACGAAGGCGGGGAGAUAUUCGUGACAGAUAGGAUGAAAGAACUAAUUAUACGCUUGCCUCAUCCUGUGGAUGACGAGGAUCCUGUUACUUCUGUAGUUAGAACGGAGUCUUUUGUCACCGAAAUAGAGUAUGGAUACUUCAUUUGUGAAAUUCUUUGGGUUACAGAACAGGAAUUGAUUGACUUAGUGGCUACAGAAAUGGUUGACAACAAGCGACUGCGAGGUGGAGUCAGAUUCAUGGAUCAUCUACCAAAAAUACCGUCGAAUAAAAUUCAAGACAGAUAUAUGUGUAUUGGCGAGGUCUAUGACAUCAAAGUGAAAGUCACCUACCAAUUUUCUCAUCUGCAAGACCAAUUGAGUUGA
Diprion similis is the source of this 549-nucleotide messenger RNA. RefSeq names its product luciferin 4-monooxygenase-like. The coding region runs from base 1 to 549 and encodes 182 amino acids. The transcript is spliced from 4 exons. Gene Ontology annotation, molecular function: CoA-ligase activity. The record is from RefSeq and is a predicted model, not a curated record. Lineage: Eukaryota; Metazoa; Arthropoda; Insecta; Hymenoptera; Diprionidae.